Molecule: messenger RNA, 2490 nt
Organism: Zasmidium cellare ATCC 36951
Lineage: Eukaryota; Fungi; Ascomycota; Dothideomycetes; Mycosphaerellales; Mycosphaerellaceae
Exons: 3
Coding region: 1-2490 (829 amino acids)
Biological process (GO): regulatory ncRNA-mediated post-transcriptional gene silencing
Cellular component (GO): P granule; cytosol
Molecular function (GO): helicase activity
Source: RefSeq, a predicted model, not a curated record
AUGGCAUCAGCAUCUAACCGGUCAAAGCUAGAUGAGUAUUCUGUCUAUGCGCGGCCUUACGUACCGCUCAAAUGGCGACAGUUCAACGAGAAAGCAUCAAGCCCUGUCUCGUCCCCGCCUCCGCCUUGGAUUAAUUUUGGGCAGUACACACAAUCUUUCGCAGGAAAUGCGUUUCUUCAAGCUAAAGACAUCGAAAUCGAGCCCUCGCACGAGCAACAUGGCGAUCAGUUUGUUCAAUUGGAUCAGCAUAACUACUCUCGAUUCUUCGCCAAAGCUCUGUCGCAGGAGACUGCAGCGCUACAGGAAGAAUACGAUGAUUACGCCCUGUACAGCAUCGCUUUGCCCCAUGACAACAACUCCGUUUACUAUCUCAGCGUACCAGGGCUACGGGAGGCGGGCUUGCGCAUCGAAGUAGGCGAUGUCGUUCACGUCCGUCAGCUGAGAUUCGAUAAGUUUGGCGAACCAGUCAUCACCCCGACCUUUCGUGAUCACAAUGGCAAAGCCAUUGAAACGCCCAACAGCGUAGACAAGCGCUAUGAUGCCGCCGUCUGGGCCAUCGACCGACUCCGCGAAGUCAUCUUGCUUCGGAUUGACGCGAUGCCACGAAGAAGCAUGGUGUUCAACGGGUCAUUCACGAUACAAGCAAGACGAAUGAAUGAGGUUCGUCUGGCAGUCCAGCGAACUCAGGCGCGCCUCGACGAAGCCGACAAUCUGUGGAUCAAGUCAAUGCUGUUCCCCGAGAUCAAGCACGGUCAUCUCCAACACGAGCUCAACAUUGCAACAUUCCAAGUCAAAUUCUAUGACCACAUGCUCAAUUAUGAGCAACAGAGAGCCGUGCAAACGAUACUCGACAACGCGUACGGCAAGCUUCCCUAUUUGAUAUCAGGACCGCCAGGCACAGGAAAGACCAAGACCGUGACAGAGACAGCUCUGCAGCUCGUGGCAAAGAAUACCACGAACCGCGUCGUACUUUGUGCGCCCUCAGAUCCAGCAGCUGAUACACUAGGAAGACGGCUAAGCCAACACUUGAGUCCGCAGAUGCUUUUGAGGGUAAACUCGCCUUCACGGUCUUUCCCAGAGGUUCCCGAGGCAGUGCUUCCCUUCUGUUGUGUGGAGAACGACAUCUUCUCGCUUCCACCAUUCUCAGAGCUGAUGCGCAAGAAAGUGGUUGUACUCACUUGCCGCGAUGUGGACGUGUUGAGGAAGGCGCGAUUAAGCAAUGAAGACUUGUUUCAACUGGAGAGGAAUGUGCAUACAGCAUUGCAUCCUGAACACCCUCCAAUAUUCCCGCAAUUACACUGGUCCUCCCUCAUUAUCGACGAGGCCGCUCAAGCCACUGAGCCAGAGGCCUUGCUCCCUCUCCUCCUAGUUGCACCACCAAAAGAAGCCCAGUAUGAGGGUAAUCGGCUCCCUACGGUUGUGAUGGUGGGCGAUCAGAAGCAGCUUGGCCCACGAACUGCCUGCAAAAUUGGUCCAAUUCGCGUUUCGCUCUUCGAACGUCUGCUCGCCAGAUCACUGUAUUGUGGGCACCCACUUGCACGAUCACGGCAAUUUGGUGGCCUCGUAAGACCGCUUACUAGUGACAUGCUUCCUAUCGUCAGACCGCCUUUUACGGACCUCAUCCGCAACUAUCGAUCACAUCCUGCAAUACUGGCAACGCCAUCCUCACUUUUCUACAACGACACACUGGAGCCAGCUGCUGAAAACACGGACUCCCUACUUUCUUGGCCCGGCUUUGGGGAAGCGCAGCUACCUGUCCUAUUUGCUGACAAUCGUAGGCUUGACGAGAUUGAGCGCGAUGGAGGUGGUUGGUAUAACCUUGGCGAAGCUGACCUAGCCAUCUACCACGCAGAGUCUUUCGUACGUCAAGGCUUACUACAUCCGCACGAGAUCUGCAUCAUGAGCCCAUUCAGCGCUCAGGUUCGUGUCCUACGCAUGAAAGCUCGAGAUCCAGCAGUUGGGAUGCCUGGUAUCAACAUCGGCCCACUCGAAGCCUUCCAAGGUCUUGAGUCUCGCCUUGUCAUCAUCUGCACGACUCGGACUCGAGAUCGAUUCAUCGACCAGGAUCUUGCGCGUGGACUCGGCGUGAUCCACGAACCGAGAAGAUUCAACGUCGCUUUGACUCGAGCAAAGGAAGGCCUGAUCGUAAUUGGCAACCCGCACGUGCUUGGUCAAGAUGAGAACUGGGAGUCUUUCAUCGCUUUUUGCCUUCGCACUGACGCGAAUACCGGCUGGACGGGACGGCACAUUGACGAUUGGCAGCCUCGGCCAGGCACGAAAAUCGAAACUUCGAGGUUGGAGAAGCAGAUGAGCUACAAGGCCAGACUUGACCAGAGUCAAGACUUCAACGUGGUGGCGCGAAGAUUGGGUCAUCUCAAGUUUGGUAUGAGUGAGGAACAGGCGAUGUGGGAGUCUGGAAUCCAGGCAGAGGCGGUGAUGCGAAAGGAUCAGGACUUGGAGGGUGAAUUCUAUUCAAACAGUGAGAAAUGA